CUGCAUUUGUUUCUCCAUCUUCUCCCACGCACACACGCCGCCGCCGCCGCCACCCGACCCGACCCGACCCUUGGGUGUGUGGGUCGAUCGGAAGAAGAUCCAAGGGGCCGGCCUCCUCCAUGACCCCGGCGGCGACUCCGGAGGUGGUGGAGCCCAGUACUUGUAGCGGGGGAGGGGAGCGCCGCUCGCGCUUCCGCCGGAUCUGCGUCUACUGCGGCUCCGCCAAGGGGAAGAACCCCAGCUACCAGCACGCCGCCCUCGACCUCGCCAACCAGCUCGUGGAGAGGGGCAUAGACCUGGUCUACGGGGGUGGCUCCAUCGGCCUCAUGGGCCUCGUCUCCCAUGCAGUUCAUGCUGGAGGUCGCCAUGUCAUUGGGAUCAUUCCAAAGUCACUGAUGCCCAGAGAGGUAACUGGAGAGCCUGUAGGGGAAGUUAGAGCUGUUUCUGGUAUGCACGAGAGGAAGGCUGAAAUGGCUCGGUUUGCUGAUGCUUUUAUUGCUCUACCGGGUGGCUAUGGAACCUUGGAGGAGUUGCUUGAGGUUAUUACUUGGGCACAACUUGGAAUCCAUAAGAAGCCGGUUGGGCUUUUGAAUGUUGACGGAUUCUACAACCCUCUUCUAUCAUUUAUCGACUUGGCUGUCAACGAAGGCUUUAUCACCGAGGAGGCUAGGCGCAUCGUCAUAUCUGCUCCGGCAGCCAAGGAGCUAGUUAUGAAAUUGGAGGACUACAUCCCCGAAUACAGCAUUGGCUUGGUUUGGGAGGACCAGAACCAGAAGCAAAAUAACUUGGUCCCUGAGCUGGACUCCGGGAUCACAUCAUCCUGAUUGGUCUUCCAGCCUGCAUAUGUUAGGGUCCUAACCAGUCAGGUUGUCGAAGUGGCAAAUAUUUAUUGUACUAACCAAAGGGUAAUGGGGGUGUGUUGAGAUCUCAUGUACUGGUGCUAUUGACGGAUUGCAUUGGACUUUGGUAGCAUAACAUGGUUAGGAAGAAAUGCAUAUAGUAGUACAUAAUUUAUCCAAUCCAAGCUGAGCAUGACCGUGUUGGAUUGCCCUUGUGUUGCGCAUGCGUGAUUCUAGCUCUUAGUACUAGCUGUUACUAUCCUACAUUAUUCUAUUAUCAUCAAAUUGUGUCAUGUGCAAGUGCAACGGUUUGAACGGUCUCAGCUACAAACAUGAUUGAUUUCGCAUGUAGAUGUAGGGGUACAUCAUAAGUUCAUAACAUCAGGAUCAACAUUUGGCUAGCAAGGUUUUUUUUCCA
Molecule: messenger RNA, 1257 nt
Organism: Oryza brachyantha (malo sina)
Lineage: Eukaryota; Viridiplantae; Streptophyta; Magnoliopsida; Poales; Poaceae
Product: probable cytokinin riboside 5'-monophosphate phosphoribohydrolase LOGL8
Exons: 7
Coding region: 120-824 (234 amino acids)
Biological process (GO): cytokinin biosynthetic process
Cellular component (GO): nucleus; cytosol
Molecular function (GO): hydrolase activity, hydrolyzing N-glycosyl compounds
Source: RefSeq, a predicted model, not a curated record